Molecule: messenger RNA, 3521 nt
Organism: Seriola dumerili (greater amberjack)
Lineage: Eukaryota; Metazoa; Chordata; Actinopteri; Carangiformes; Carangidae
Gene: sema7a
Product: semaphorin 7A (John Milton Hagen blood group)
Exons: 14
Coding region: 69-2039 (656 amino acids)
Biological process (GO): positive regulation of axon extension; integrin-mediated signaling pathway; regulation of inflammatory response
Molecular function (GO): semaphorin receptor binding; chemorepellent activity; integrin binding
Source: RefSeq, a predicted model, not a curated record
GCUGCGAGCAGCUUCAGUAGAGUUGAUACAUACAGGCACAAUACAUACUCUCUAAAUAAGGCACAAAAAUGAAGCGAUUUGUCAUCAUUUACAUUUGGCUUGCCGGGGAAUUUCAGCUAGUCCUUAGUGUCGAUUUGAAGGACACGCCGAUUCUUGGAUCUAAAAAUACUCCAAGACUUCUGAGCAAGGAUACAGUCAGUGGUGGAUUUAAAUAUCAAGUCUAUCAGAAUCAUAGUGUCUUAUUCCAUCAUGAGGACUCUGAGGAGAUGUAUAUCGGGGGGACUGAUUUUGUGUUAAAACUUGACAUGGAUGACUAUCAUGUCAUAGAGAAAUUUACUCUGAAAACAACGGGGCAACAGCAGUGCCAAGAGGGUCCCUGUGAAAAUGUCAUCACUGUCAUUGAGAAGUUUCAGGACAGUUUGUUUGUCUGUGGGACAAAUGGACACAAACCACAGUGCUGGAAACUUUUUUCAUCAGUGAACAACCAGUCUCAUGAAAUAGUGGAGAGUUAUGAGGGGACGGGCAUCUCCCCGUUCGUGUACACCCAGAACUCCCUAUCAAUCACAGUAGAUGGGGACCUAUAUGCAGCAGCGCCAUUGGGUGCUGACAGAAGUUCAUUGCAAUUCAGAAGGAAAGCUGGCAGCAGAACUAAUGUGUGGAUGUAUGACAACUGGGUCUCAGAGCCCACAUUCAUCUCUGCGUCCUGGGUGAAGCGAAAGGAAGAUCCUGAGAAUGAUAAAAUAUACAUAUUUUUCCGUGAAAAGAACUCGGACCACAGCCCAGAGGCCGACCCCUGGAUAUCAAGGGUUGCCAGAGUUUGUAAGGUAGAUGAAGGAGGAUCAAAACGAUUCUUCCAGAACAUGUGGACAUCUUUUCUCAAGGCCCGACUUGUCUGUGGAUUUCCAUUAGAGUCGCUGUAUUUCAGCCGUCUCCAAGACAUCUAUGUGAUGCAUGCCGAGGACUGGCACGACACCAGAAUCUAUGCCCUUUUCACGAGUAGCUGGAACUCUACAGCAGUUUGCAUCUAUUCUAUACGAAUGAUUGAAGAAAUAUUUGAGACCUCAACUUUCAAAGGCUACAACAAAGACAUCCCCACACCAAGGCCAGGAACGUGCGUUCCAAAUAGCAGGAGACUGCCACCGGCCACAGUCAAUGUGGUGAAGGAUAACCCUGAAAUGACUGACUGGGUUCACUCCAUGCACUACACAGCUCCGUUUUAUAUAAGCAGCAACAACUAUACCAAGAUAGUUGUGGACCGAGUUCAAGCAGUGGACCAGCACAUGUAUAACAUCCUGCUUCUAGCCACUGAUUCUGGGAAGAUCCAUAAAGUCUUAGAGGCCGGAUCUGAACCUUUCAUCAUCUCUGAAACUCAACUCUCCAACAGUUCAUCCAUACAAUCAAUGAAACUCAACUCCAAAAAGAAAAAGUUAGUCAUGGGCUUUUCAGAGAAAAUCUCCACCUUGGACCUCCAGAAGUGUCAGGAAUACAACUCCUCCUGUGAAACAUGUGUUCUGGCCCGGGACCCAUAUUGUGCCUGGACUAAGUUUGGAUGCACCCCGACUGUCCCUGGGGGCAUUCAAAAUGUCAUGAAUGGAGAAACAACUGUGUGUCCCACAUCAGCAGAAGGACAAAAGCAAGUAAACCGGACCAGACGGGAGAUAGAUUCAUCAUCACCAGUGCAUUUGAGCACGGUUCAUUCAGUCGCCCUGAGUGUCCCUUUCUACCUGUCGUGCCCCAUAGACUCUUACCAUGCGGUCUACACCUGGGAGCACAAAGGCAAGAGCAGCCCUUGUCUGCAAAUGCAGUCUAACUGCCUGCACCUCAUCCCUGCCAUGACACAAGAGAACUAUGGCGUCUACGAGUGUGUUUCCAAAGAAAAAGACUACACAAAAGUGGUGAAAAAAUAUCACCUUACGCAGCAAAGGAUCCUCACAAAGACCGCAAGUGAGACGCCUUAUAAAGAAAACGAUGUUGCGUCGCAGACAGUAUCUAUCAUACUUGGACUGGCUGUAGCAGUGCUUCAUCUAAUUAUUAUUUAAACUUUCCUCUAUUUUCUCUUUGAAAGGUCUUCCGGUUGCUCCAAACCCCACAUUUUGAAAAUGGAGCAUCAGCAUUCACAGGCCCUUUUUCCUCUGCCAUGGCUAAUCAUGCCAGGACACAGGCAGCACUAAAGGAAAUCCACUGUAACACAACAACUCAAACUGGAACACUCCUCCUGUGAACUUCAAACCAACUUAGUGCAGCUGUUGACAUAGUAGAGGUGUUUGGCAGAAGAGUUUCAAAUCUACAGGAACAAGCUGUCGCCAAGUUUAGAACAGGAAAAGGUUGAUAUUAUGAAAGGAGCAAAUCACGACCAAUCAACAGCAGGAUGCAGCUUAGCUCACCUGUGGAGUUUGUUUAGAUCUUGAUCCUGCAUGAAGCAUUGUAAUGUUUCAUUGAGUGAGUACUUGUCUUUCUUUUAAGACAAGGAAAAGAGGGGAGGUAUAAGAAGUAAUCUGAGGGAAUGCCUUUAAACAGGGUUCAGUCUGUAUAUGACUCUAACCCUCAAACCAAGCACAAACCAAGCACAAACCAAGCACAAACCAAGCACAGCGUUAAAAUGUAAGCUUCCAGGCAGACAGCCACCGACCGAUAUACAGUAAGGAGAUGUAGUGUAGUUUUAAGUCCUGCACAUAUAGAGGGGUAUCUUGUGGCUCUCUCUGAGUCUUUAGAGGUCAAGAAGCUGUUGUGCUCCCGUGUGAUUUUCCUCUGUGCCUCACUCAGAUUACUUCAUUCAGUGUCACAGUUUUUAGGGAAGGGAGGAAGUACCCAGAGACCUUCGCUGAAUGUUUCAGUUUUGUUUUACCACUGUAACAGCAAGUGGUAGGGAGCUAUUUGAAAAAUAUGCAAUGAAAGAUGUUUUUGCUACUGAGCAGACCACGUCUAGAAUUAAAUUUGCACAUAAAACAUACAUACAUGAACAUAAAUGUAAAUGUAUAUUAUUGCACUUGCGUAGAACAGUUUUGUGAUGGACGUUGAAGGGAAUAGUUUUGACUGUACUCACACAAUGUGCAAACAUUUGUUACUGAUGUUUUAAAUGAGGUAAUGGUAAAUGUUAAACCAAUUUUGUAAUGUAAUUUGCUUUGUAAUGUCCAUUACACAGCAAUAUCUGGCAAAAGUUUGCUUAUGAAUACUAGGCUAACUAAUAACUAAACUAAUAAUUAGCUAACAUUUAGCAACCAAAAGCUACUGCCAGACCAAGUGAGGCUGUAGCAGCAAAACAGCUGAAUACAAUGAAGUGAGCAGUGUUGCGUUUUAUUGUGUAUCAAUUCAACUUUCCUCUUGUAAGAAAAGGAAAAUGUUAUUUCCUCAAUGAUCAUUCUUUUUAACAUGUCUCGCUUCAAACAAGACAUGGUAUAAACUACUAAGAUAAAUAUAUUUAUUAUUUAAACACUACUGGUACGAUUUAAACAUUUAUUUUAUUGCUAAAUCUUUCAUAUUUGAGAUUUUUGUACUUAGCAAUGGGUCCUUAGAAUUUCAAA